Messenger RNA from Drosophila novamexicana, 5483 nucleotides. RefSeq names its product breast carcinoma-amplified sequence 3 homolog (gene rudhira). Bases 548 to 3904 code for a protein of 1118 amino acids. Gene Ontology annotation, cellular component: cytoplasm. Lineage: Eukaryota; Metazoa; Arthropoda; Insecta; Diptera; Drosophilidae. Gene Ontology annotation, biological process: autophagy; response to starvation. The transcript has 8 exons. The record is from RefSeq and is a predicted model, not a curated record.
GCAGAGUAAUAGCAACGACAACGACAACAGCUGAAAACAUAUGAUUUUUGUUUUUGUGCGCCUUGCGCUGCCCCUUCUACUGUAUCCUCAGUCAUAAACACAACAACACAGCAGCAGAAAAAAACAAAAGGUGAGCAGUGGAACGUCCGGAACUGGAACGAAGAAGCUUGCGUUGUUGUUGCUGCUGCUGUUGCUGCUGCUGCUGCUACUGCUGCUGCUGCUGCUGCUGUCCACCAAUUCUCAACUGCUUCUUGACGUCGUAACAACAACGCCAGCAGAAGCAGCAGCGUCAAGUGUUGACAACAGCUGGCAGUAAGACACAUACACGGAGGCUGCAGCGGCAGCGCAGUUGCCACACAGACAGACAGCCUGUCACCGUCAUCAUCUCCCAUCUUCCAUCUCCCAUCCUCCAGCCGAGCGAGCAAACAAGCGGGAAACUUAACGAAACUCUCUCUUCACUCACUCAAGCACUUUGAUUGAACGAAGCAGCUGAGACGGGCGGCAGCCGUCGCUCCUGCGCAUAGGGCAAGGCGAUCUCUCGUAUAAUAUGUCCGCGGACUCGCCACGCCGCCAUCACAGCCAUCAUCAUCAUCAUCAUCAUUCUGUUGGCGUUGGCGGGGGCGGUGGUAUCGGUGUGCGCGGCGGCAUGGCCAUGCCGGCAAUUGUCCCGCCGCAGGCAGUCAGCGAUCGCUCCAUAUUGGACUCGGCCAUUGGGUUUAUCAAUGAUGUGACGCUGGUGCAUCAGCCGCAGCAGGAUCCCAAGGAUACCAUCACCUGGGCCCGUUUCGAGACGAGCGCCGAUGUGAGCGAUCCGCGCUUUGGCGACGACUGGGAACUGGAGGGCAAUGCGGCACCCCCCUUGCUGCUCAUCCUCGGCUACGGCCUGGGCGUGCAGGUGUGGGCCAUACCCGCCAACGGUGAAGCCGUCGAGGUGUUAUCCUGGCGACAUGGCGUUGUCACCGCACUUCGUGUUCUACCCACGCCGGCAACGGCGACCACCGCACUCGAUGACAAUGGACGCGCCGAUGAGCCAGUCGAUGCCUUUGCCGAGAAGCGGCCACUUGUGGCCCUCGUCGAUGGCGGCAGCGCUGCAGCCAGCAGUCUACUUAGCGGCGGCGGUGGCAGCGGGGGUCACAUCUCUGGCGGCGGAUCGGGCUCGGCGGGCGGCGGCAUUGGCAAUACCUCGGCCGGCUCCUCGCACUUCAGUGCCGUCAAUUUCGUUUCACUGAAGACGGGCGCCCAGGUGAAGACCAUCAAAUUCAAGAAUGCCGUACUGGACAUUCAAGCCAAUCGUUCGGCUGUGGUCAUUAGCUUCCACGAGCGUCUGGCGGUGUUUGAUGCCCGCACACUGGAGGAUCGCCUAACCAUAACCACCUGCUUUCCCAGUCCAGGCAUCAACCCAAAUCCCAUAGCGCUCGGUCCACGCUGGCUGGCGUACGCGGAGCACAAGCUGCUCCACUCGAAGCGCAGCGGGGGCGGCUGCGAUGGCGAGGGUGUGCCCAGCUAUACGGCCACGGUGCUAAAUGCAGCCAAAUCCUUUGGCAAGGGUCUGCGCGAGCUGGGCGAACAGGUCGCCGCCGGCCUGACCGGCACCAGUGCCGGCAGCGGCAACAGCUCCAAGAGCAGCAGCUUCGACUCGGCGACGGGCGGCGCCGAUGCCAAGCAAUCGGGCGUGGUGACCAUUAUAGAUGUGAAGCAUCCCAUUAAGGAUUAUAGUCCGACGACGGGCGCGCCGCUCGGCUUGACGGGCGCCCAUGCGGGCGGGGAUCCAAUUGUUGCCCACUUUGUGGCACACAGCGAGGCGCUGGUGGCCAUGGAAUUCGAUAGCUCUGGCAUGCUGCUGCUCACAGCGGAUCGUCGUGGCCAUGAUUUCCAUGUGUUUCGCAUACAGCCGCAUCCGGUGGGCUCCAGUUUGGCUGCAGUGCAUCAUCUGUAUGUGCUGCAUCGCGGCGAUACCAGCGCCAAGGUGCAACAUAUUGCCUUCUCGCUGGACUCACGCUGGGCGGCCGUCUCCACGCUCCGCGGCACCACCCAUGUCUUCCCCAUAACGCCCUACGGCGGCGCCAUGGGCGUUCGCACCCACACCUCACUGCAUGUGGUCAACAAGCUGUCGCGUUUCCAUCGCAGCGCCGGCCUGGGCGCCGACGGACGCUCCAGCUCGCCCAUAUCGCACUCGGAGAGCACCACUUUUGUGCAGUCGCUGCAGCCGUAUCAUAAUCCCACAUUGCCGCCAUUUCCACGACCCGCUGUCGUCCAGCCGCUGGCACAGCUGCGUCAGCCGUUUGUCCUGGGCUCGCCGCAGGGCAGCGCCACGCUGGGCGGCGUAGGCGGCGGGUCGGGCAGCAGCAGCAGCUCGGGCGGCGGCGUUGGCUCGCAUCAGCGUCAGCGUUUGUCCUCGCUAUCGGAUGAUUGCGGUAAACCGUUGAGCGUUUGCGCCACCUUCGCCAAGUCGCGUUCCUGGCUGCUGGAGCCGCCGACGGCGACGCGUGAGGCGCCGCAUCGCGUCCAGCGCAAGGCAGUCGAUUCGCUCUUCGUUAUGGCCGGCCAUGGAGCGCUCAUACAAUACGAUCUGGACACGAAGUUAGCCUCAAAUGUUGCCAAAGAGAAGAUUUGUGAUGAUACGCCCAUUGAGUUGGAGGUGGAGGCCAAGGCGCAGUGGAAUCUGGGCCGACGCAAGGAUGGAUCUCAAGAAAUUAUACCACCGCUAGCGCUGGACAAUUGGCUGAUCAAAGAUCGACAUGCCAGUCUGCUGAUGGACAGCGCCCAUCAGUUCGAUGAGCCCGACGAGCGCGCCGAGAGCUGGUUGGCCCAGGUCGAGAUUAUCACGCACGCCGGUCCACAUCGACGGCUCUGGAUGGGGCCGCAGUUUGUUUUCAAGAACUAUAAUACGCCCAGCGGCUCCAACUUGAACCACGUGGACGCGGAGGCCGUGGAAAUAGGCGUUACCAAGACGACGAGCACAACGUUGCCGUCAACGGCAGCCGCUGCAUCGGCUGCCUCGUUGACGCCCAGCGGUGCCAUCAUUGCCGCCGUGGAGCGUUCCAGUCCAUUGAACAUGCCGCUGGGCGCAGCGGCCGGGCUUGGUGCCACUGUCGCCACCACUGGACGUGCCGGUGUGCCCGUGCUCAUCGAAUCCGGUUCAUAUAGCAGCAUUGAGCAGAGCCCCAAACUGAUGGAUCGCUUUCGUCACGGGCACUUGGACUCGGACUAUGGGCACGGCGAUAUGCGCCUAAAGGAGGAUCUGGCCGAUGCCAUGCGAGAGUCGCCCUCAACGGCGGCAGCACGUCGCGAGAUCGGCAACUUUUUUGGUACUGAUCAAAUGGAUGGACUGGCCAACAACAACAACAACAACAACAGCAACAACAAUAACAACAACUCGAUUGUAACAACAACGGGAACAACAACAGCAACCAACAAGGGUAACAACAAGUCGCAAAAGCUGAACAACACGUUGAGCAACAAUCCCAAUGCAAAUGCCGCACAGGAGCAGCAAAUUGAUGUGGAGCCCAUGAGCACCACACCACCCCCAACAACAACAACAACAACAACAACAACAACAGCAGCAGCAACAACAACUGUAACAGGAACUGGCAACCCGCUGCCAGUGCUGCCCAGUAAGCCAGUGUGCAACAAUACCGCAGCGGUGGGCAUCGAUGGCGAACUUGCCACCGUGGUGAACAUCGAUGUGUUCGACGAUCAGCUGAGCCUGAGCAGCAUCAGCACCAACAGCCGCCUCUCGCUGGAGGGGCCGGCAUCGCAGUCGUCGCCGCCGCUGAGCCUCAGCAACGGGCUGAUGGAGACGAACCUAAUGCAUUUUAGUGAGAGCGCCGCGCUGGUCUCCAUCGAUGGCUAUGGCGCCGGGCCGGCGGAUGCCACCGACGCAGAUGGCAUACCCAAUUUGUGAGAGUUAAUCCAGCGGCCGUCGGCGGUGCGUUUUGUGCAGCGUGCCACGCUGAUCGGUGAGAAUUUCAAUUUGCGUCGCAUCUGUGCGCAACUGUUCAAUGCGCGCCCGGUUUCGGCGGCAGCUGUUGGCAGCGGCAGCGGCAGCACAGCCGACAAGUCCUUAAAGAAGCCUUCUUAAUUCCUAACUAAAUAACUAACCCAUAAAAAAAAAAACAGAAAAUCAAGAAAAAAAAAAAAAACACACACCCUGUGUACGGUGCUUGUUCUAUCAUUUCUAUGUUAAGUAUCGAAGCACAUGCGGCGCCAAGUGUCACUUAAGCAUAGAAUUAAUCAUAAGCUAAGGCAGUGUUGUUUAACUGAGCAAAGAGAGUAAGUAGUAAGCUGCAGCUGCUGCAAUUCUCAUUUCGUAAAGCUCAACUCGAGCUUAAAGCUCUGCUUAGACUUGCAACAAGAGCUCUUAAAGCACAUUAAUGAUUUGCAAAAGCUUAGGCCAAGGGCGCUGUCUAUAAAGCUCACUUCAAGUUUAAAGCCUCUGCUUUUAUCUGAUCAUGCCUAAAGGUAUAUUAUCAAAAUUUUGCUUGCUUGAAAAGCUGCGUUUUCACUUAAUCUAUCGAAAAGAGCUCAUUAAAAGCUAUCAGCUAAUCUAUUUGAAAAAAAAACUCAUUAAAAGCUUCCUGCUUGAUUUUAUUAACGCACAGCAUCACCGAAUGUCAAGCACAUGAAAGGCUUAAAUUUACAGAGCUUUAAUGUGAUUUAAGGAUUGAGAAAUUAUUUCAACAAAGCGCUUGUUCUUUCAGUGAAAUAGAGGGAAUAUUCCUUUUUUUUUUUAAAUACAAAGAAAUGGGUUUCUUUAAGAAAAGGCUUAACUAACUCUGGGCAGUAUUAAUAUUGACCAGUGUUAACAAGCGCAAAUAUGUUAUAUUUUUUGCUAAACAACACUGUUUGCAGCUACUUAAAUGCACUUGUUUUUUACAACACUAAAAGCACGAUGCAAUAAGCACAUUAAAAGCUGCCAUUGAGCUUAGCACAUGCGCUCUUCGAAACUUUUGGCGAACGAUUAAUCCUGGCAUUAAGUGACAUUUGCAGCCCUUGUCUGUUCAUUUAUCAAAAUGCAUUAAUUAGUUCAAUUAGUUUUCGUUUAUUUUUUUUUUUUAAUUAUUCUCAACUAUUUUAUCAGCAUAUAAAUAAUUGUUAACGAAACGCAUAGCAAAAAGAAAGCCAUAAAAAAUGCAGAAAGCAUAAAAUGUAAAAAAAAACAAACAUAAAAAUAUGCCCAAAAAAACACAUUUAAAUCAAUAUAUAGAUCAGAUCAGACCUCAGCUGAAUGCCGUGAUAUUUAAAAUACAAUUUAAACAAAACAAAAAUAACAGAUACAACAAAAUUGAAUAGUUAUAACAAAGAAGGUACACAAAAGAGAAGAAGAAGAAGACAAUGAUAGAUGAAAAGUAAUAUAUAAAAAUAUAAUAUAAAAACAAAAGAAUAAAAUAUUGAGCAAAGCGUAAGAAACGCGGUGAAACUAUUAAACCUAAAUCUUAAAACUUAAAUAUGUAAUAAAUACCUACUAGAUGUCUAUAUACUAU